This is a messenger RNA of Coregonus sp. 'balchen', 23397 nucleotides long. NCBI's taxonomy places the organism in Eukaryota, Metazoa, Chordata, Actinopteri, Salmoniformes, Salmonidae. The record is from the annotation of a GenBank genome assembly.
AUGGGGAAUACAGCCACUAAGUUCCGGAAGGCUUUAGUCAGCGGGGACGAGGCAUUGGCAUGGCAACUGUACGAGGGCAACAGCCAGUUCAGGGAGGGGCUGGACCCCAACGCGUCCUACGGAGAAACCUACCAACACAACACACCCCUCCACUACACCUGCAGGCACGCCAUGACACGCCUGCUCAGGUAACACACACCUACAUUACACCUGUCGGCACGCCAGGACACACCUGCUCAGGUAACACCCCCUAGAUAUGUUCCAGGGAUACAGGGAGCGAUGGAGUGAGAAAGGGAGAGGGAAUAAGAGAGAGUUCCAGUGUGUUAGCAGUUUGACCCCUGGGAGGAGAUGACAGGCUGUCAAUGAGCCUAUUUUCUUUAUCUUCCUUUCACUCAUCCUCCCCUCCUCCUUUUCUCUCUCUGGGUGAUUACAGGGGUCAGAGGAAGCGGUUUGAAAAGGCCAGCUAAUUGUGUGUGUGUGUGUGUUAAAGGCCAGUUUGCUAACUGCAGGUCUAUUUCGGUGCCUUCCUGCCUACCAAAUUACUCUUCCCUUCAGCCAUCUGGUUGAGUGCACUUGACCAAAGUGUGCGCUUAUCUGAUGUGCACUUAGCAGACUGUAUGUCAGUCUGUCUUUCUGCCUGUGUGUCAUUCGAUUAUGCGAUAAUUGCUACAGUGGUUAUUGCUGUGUGAUAAAUACUGUUUCUCACAGAGUCAGCAGAGGGGAGGGAGAGCAGAGAGCAGUGAGGUGGAGGAAGAGGAGAGGGGGAUGGGAAGAGGAGAGAGGGAUGUGGAGAGGAGAGAGGUAGUAGAGGAUGAAGGGGGGGUAAUCAGUAAAUGGAUCUGUAGACAGACAGAGAUGUAGAAUAUAAACUGCAGCCCCAGCAUAAUGUUGACUUGGAACUGGAAUGUCUGUCAUCUGUCCACUCUGCUUUUAAAAUACACUAUGAAAGGAUGGUUCCUCUUCUGUAAAGAUGGUCAACCUGUGUGUUUUUCCCUCUCUUCUUUUCCCUCUCUCUCUCUUAUUCUCUCUCCCCCCCUCCAGGUCGUUCCUUUUCAGUAAAGAAGGGAACCCUAACAAGCGUAACGUGCAGAAUGAGACGUGUCUGCAUGCGUUGUGUCAGGGAGCGCACAUCCUGCUGCUGCCAGAGGGGGCACUGUCUCACAGACUGGCCAGACCACAGAGAGACGAACAACGCAGGGCAGACUGCCUACAGGUAUAGACACACAGACACACGCACACACACACACACACACACACACACACACAAAGAACACACACUCAAAUACAUUAGAGGGCUAACGAUAUUGUGUGUGUGUGUGUGUGUCCAGAUGAUCCUGAGCUGGACCGGGGCUAGGCUGGACAGAGGACAGUAUGAGAGGGUUAACAUUAACGCUACAGACAACAGGAACAGCACCUGUCUACACUACGCUGCUGCUGCUGGCAUGAAGAGCUGUGUAGAGGUAAGAGAGAGAGAGAGAUACUGUGUAGAGGUAAGAGAGAGAGAGAGAUACUGUGUAGAGGUAGAGAGAGAGAGAGAGAUACUGUGUAGAGGUAAGAGAGAGAGAGAGAUACUGUGUAGAGGUAAGAGAGAGAGAUACUGUGUUGAGGUAAGAGAGAGAGAGAGAUACUGUGUAGAGGUAAGAGAGAGAUAUAGUACUGUGUAGAGGUAAGAGAGAGAGGAGAUACUGUGUAGAGGUAAGAGAGAGAGAGAGAGAUACUGUGUAGAGGUAAAGAUUUUUGGAGAGAGAGAGAGAUCUGUGUAAGGUAAGAGGGAGGAUACUUUGGGGGGGGGGUUUUUCCCCUUUUAUUUUUUUCCCCUUUCCCCCCAAAUUUCUUUUUUCCCCCCCUUUUUUUUUUUUCCCCCCUUUCCCCUUUUUUUUUGCCCCCCGGGGGGUUUUUUUUUUUUUUUCCCCCCCCUUUUUUUUUCCCCUUUUUUUUUUUUUUCCCCCCCCCGGGGGGGUUUUCCCCCGGGGUUUUCCGGGGGGGCCCCUUUUUUGGGUUUUUUUUUUUUUUUUUUAAAAGGGGCCCCCCCCGGGGUUUUCCCCCCCAAUUUUAAAAAUUUUCCACCCCCCCUUUUUUUAAAAUUUUUCCCCCCCUUUUUUGUUUUUUAAAAAAAUUUUUCCCCUUUUUCCCCCCUUUUUUUUCCCCCCUUUUUUUUCCCCCCCAAAAAUUUUUUUUUUUUUUUUUUCCCCCCCCCCAAAAACCCCCCAAAUUUUUUCCCCCCCCCCCAAACCCCCCCUUUUUUUCCCCCCCCCCCCCGUCCCCAACCCCCCCCCCCCCCCUUUUUUUAAAACCCCCCCCCCCCCCCCCCCCCCCCCCCCCCCGGGGAAAAAUUUUUUUUUUUCCCCCUUCCCCCCCCCCCUUUUUUUUUUAAUUUUUUUUCCUUUUUUCCCCCCCCUUUCCCCCCCCCUCCCCCCCCCGGGUUUUAGGGGGGGGUUUUUGGCCCAAAAAGAGCCCCCCCCCCCGGGGGGGGCCCCCCCCCCCCCCCGGGGGGGUUUUGGGAAAAGGGGGAAAAACCCCCUUUUUUUUUUUUUUUUUUUUUUUUUAAAAAAAAUUUUUUUUUUUUUGGGGGAAAAAACCCGGGGGAAAGAAAGGGGGGGGCCAAAAAGAAAAAGGGGGGGGGGGAAAAAAAAAGGGUUUUAAAAAAAGGGGGGGAAAGGGGGGGGGGUUUUUUUUUUUUUUAACCCCUUUUUCCCCCCCCUUUUUUUUUUUUUUUAAAAAAAAAAUUUUUUGUUUUUUUUUUAAAAAAAGGAAAAAAAAAUUUUUUUUAAAAAAAAAAGGGGGGGAAAAAAGGGGAUUUUUUUCCCCCCCCCUUUUUUUUUUUGUUUUUUUUUUUAAAAAAAAAAUUUUUGGGGUGGGGGGUUUUUUUUUUCCCCCCCCCCCUUUUUGGGGGGGGGCCCCCCCCCAAAAAAAAAAAAGUUUUAAAAAAUUUUUUGGGGUUUUGGGGUUUUUAAAAAAAAACCCCCCCCCCCAAAAAAAGGGGGUUUUUUGGGGGUUUUAAAAAAAAAUUUUUUUAAAAAAAAAAAAAGGGAAAAAGGGGGUUUGGGGAAAUUUGGAGGGGGGGUUUUUUUAAAAAAAUUUUAAAAAAAACUUGAAAAAGGAGGGGGGGGGAAAGGGGAAAAAAAAAUUUUUGGGGGGGGAAAAAAACCCCGGGAAUAAAAGGGUUGGGGGCCCGGGGGCCCGGGGAAAACCCGGGGGAAAAAAAAGGAGGGAUUUUUUUUAAAAAAAGGGAAAAAAGGGGGGGGGGUUUUUUAAAAGGGGGGGAAAAAAAAGGGGGAAAAAGGUUGGGGGAAAAGAGGGGAGAUUUUUAAGGGGAAGAAAAAAAUUUUGGGGGUUAGAGGAGAAAAACUGUAAAAAAAAAAAGGGGGUUUUUUAAAAAGGGAAAAAAAGAGGGGGGAAAGAAAAGAGGGGGAAAAAAAAAGGGGGAAAAGGGGGAAAGGGGGGAAAAAGGGGGGGAAAAAAAAAAGGGGAAAAAGGGGGGGAAAAAAAAAAAAGGGGGGGGAAAAGGGAAGAGAAAAGGAAGGGGGGGGGGGGGAAAAAAAGGGAAAAAAAAAGGGGGGGGGGGGAAAAGGGAGAAAAGGGGGGGGGGGAAAAGAAAAAGGGGAAGGGGAAAAAAGGGAAAAAAAAAAAAAAAGGGGGGGGGGGAAGGGAGAGAGAGAAACAAAAAAAAAGGGGAGAAAAAGGGGGGGAAAGAGGGGGGGGGAAGAAAGGGGAAAGAAAAAAGGGGGGGGGGGGGGGAAAAAAAAAUUUUAAAAAAAAAAGGGGGGGGGGAAAAAAGGGGGUUUUGGGUUAAGGGGGGAGUUUUUGGGAAAAAUUUUAAAAAAAAUUUUUUUUUUUUGGGGGGGGGGGGGGGGGAAAAGGGAAAAAAAUUUUUAAAAAAAAAAAAAAAAAGGGUUUUUUAAAAAGGGGGGGGGAAAAAAAAAAAAAAAAAAGGGGGGGAAAAAAUUUUUUUAAAAAAAAAUUUGGGGGGCCCCCCCCCCAAAACCCCCCCCCACCCCCCCUUUCCCCCCUUUUUUUUUUUGGGGGGCCCAAAAACCCCCCGGGGGGGGAAAAAUUUUAAAAAAAAAAAAAAAGGGAAAAAAAAAAAAAAAAACCCGGGUUCCCCCCGGGGGCCCCCCCCCAAAAAAAAAACCCCCUUUUCCCCGGGGGGGAAAAAAAAAAAAAAGGGGGGGAACCCCCCCCAAAAAACAUAAAGGAAAAAAACCCAAAAAAAAAAAAAAAAAAAAAAAAAAAAAAAAACCAAAAAAAAAGGGGUUUUUUUUUAAAAAAUUUUUUUUUAAAAACCAAAAAAGGGGAAAAAAUUUUUUUUCCCCCCAAAAAAAAAAAAAUUUUUAAAAAAACCGGCCCCAAAAAAAAAAAAAAAAAAAAAAAAUUUUCCCCGGGUUUUUUUUUUUAAAAAAAGGUAAAAAAAAAAAAAAAAAAUUUAAAAAAAAAGGGGAAAUAAAAAAAACCAAAAAAAAUUUUUUUGGGGGGGGGGAAAAAAGGGGGGAAAAAUUUAAAAAAAAAAAAAAAUUUUUUGGUUUGGAUCUGAGGAUUAGGUUGAAUGUGGAUGAUAGUGUUUUUGUGUCUUCACUCCCAUCUUUUAACUCUUUCUCUCUCCCUCUCUCUUUCCCUUUGCCUCCCCCUUGUCCUGUGUGUGUGUGUGUGUGUGCAUGUUAGCUCCUGGUCCAGGCCGGGUCAGACCUGUUUGUGGAGGACGAGGAGAAGUUAACCCCGUGUGACCACGCAGAGAGACAGCAGCAAACACAUCUGGCCCUGCGCCUCGAAGCCAUGAUGGUGUUCUCACAACACACACACACCGAGACACAGACACCCAGCAGCACGCUGCACCGCAAAGAGGUGAGUUACACACACACACACGCACGCACACAGAGCAACCGCUGGCGUAGCAAUAUACAUCAGACAGUAAAAAACGUAAUAUAUGGACAAGAUAUAUAGAUACAGAAUAUACACAAUCCACAUGUGGUCCUCUGUAGCUCAGCUGGUAGAGCACGGUGCUUGUUUUUUAUUUAUUUUUUAUUUCACCUUUAUUUAACCAGGUAAGCCAGUUGAGAACAAGUUCUCAUUUACAACUGCGACCUGGCCAAGAUAAAGCAAAGCAGUGCGAUAAAAACAACAACACAGAGUUACAUAUGGGGUAAAAAAACAUAAAGUCAAAAAAUACAACAGAAAAAUAUAUAUACAGUGUGUGCAAAUGUAGCAAGUUAUGGAGGUAAGGCAAUAAAUAGGCUAUAGUGCAAAAUAAUUACAAUUAGUAUUAACACUGGAAUCAAAUCAAAUCAAAUCAAAUUUUAUUGGUCACAUGCGCCGAAUACAACAGGUGCAGACAUUACAGUGAAAUGCUUACUUACAGCCCUUAACCAACAGUACAUUUAUUUUUAACAAAAAAAGUAAAAAUAAAACAACAACAAAAAAAGUGUUGAGAAAAAAAGAGCAGAAGUAAAAUAAAAUAACAGUAGGGAGGCUAUAUAUACAGGGGGGUACCGGUGCAGAGUCAAUGUGCGGGGGCACCGGCUAGUUGAGAUAGUUGAAGUAAUUUGUACAUGUGGGUAGAGUUAAAGUGACUAUGCAUAAAUAAUUAACAGAGUAGCAGCAGCGUAAAAAGGAUGGGGUGGGGGGGGCAGUGCAAAUAGUCCGGGUAGCCAUGAUUAGCUGUUCAGGAGUCUUAUGGCUUGGGGGUAGAAGCUGUUGAGAAGUCUUUUGGACCUAGACUUGGCACUCCGGUACCGCUUGCUGUGCGGUAGCAGGGAGAACAGUCUAUGACUAGGGUGGCUGGAGUCUUUGACAAUUUUGAGGGCCUUCCUCUGACACCGCCUGGUAUAGAGGUCCUGGAUGGCAGGAAGCUUGGCCCCAGUGAUGUACUGGGCCGUACGCACUACCCUCUGUAGUGCCUUGCGGUCGGAGGCCAAGCAGUUGCCAUACCAGGCGGUGAUGCAACCAGUCAGGAUGCUCUCGAUGGUGCAGCUGUAGAAUUUUUUGAGGAUCUGAGGACCCAUGCCAAAUCUUUUCAGUCUCCUGAAUGCUAGAUGGGCAAGAGAUUAUGUGCAAAUAGAGAUACUGGGGUGCAAAAGAGCAAAAUAAAUAACAAAAUAGGGAUGAGGUAGUUGGGUGGGCUAAUUUCAGAUGGGCUGUGUACAGGUGCAGUGAUCGGUAAGGUGCUCUGACAACUGAUGCUUAAAGUUAGUGAGGGAGAUAAGAGUCUCCAGCUUCAGAGAUUUUUGCAAUUCGUUCCAGUCAUUGGCAGCAGAGAACUGGAAGGAAUGGCGGCCAAAGGAGGUGUUGGCUUUGGGGAUGACCAGUGAGAUAUACCUGCUGGAGCGCAGACUACGGGUGGGUGUUGCUAUGGUGACCAAUGAGCUAAGAUAAGGCGGGGAUUUGCCUAGCAAUGAUUUAUAGAUGGCCUGGAGCCAGUGGGUUUGACGAUGAACAUGUAGUGAGGACCAGCCAACAAGAGCGUACAGGUCACAGUGGUGGGUAGUGUAUGGGGCUUUGGAGACAAAACGGAUGGCACUGUGAUAGACUACAUCCAAUUUGCUGAGUAGAGUGUUGGAGGCUAUUUUGUAAAUGACAUCGCCGAAGUCAAGGAUCGGUAGGAUAGUCAGUUUUACGAGGGCAUGUUUGGCAGCAUGAGUAAAGGAGGCUUUGUUGCGAAAUAGGAAGCCGAUUCUAGAUUGUAACGCCAAGGUAGUGGGUUCGAUCCCCGGGACCACCCAUACAUAAAAAAUGUAUGCACGCAUGACUGUAAGUCGCUUUGGAUAAAAGCGUCUGCUAAAUGGCAUAUUAUUAUUAUUAUUAUUAUUAUUAUUAUUAUUAUUAUUAUUAUUACAUACAGUAUGUGUGUAUAUAUAGUGCCUUCAGAAAGUAUUCAUACCCCUUGACUUAUUCCACAUUUUGUUGUGUUACAGCCUGAAUUCAAAAUGGAUUAAAUAUAUUUUUUUCUCUCACACAUCUACACACAAUACCCCAUAAUGACAAAGUGAAAACAUGUUUUUAUAAAUGUUGGCAAAUGUAUUGAAAAUGAAAUACAGAAAUAUCUCAUUUACAUAAGUAUUCACACCCCUGAGUCACCUUUGGCAGCGAUUACAGUUUGUGAGUCUUUUUGAUCUUGGGCCUCCCGAGUGGUGCAGCGGUCUAACAUGCUGACCACACCGCACGCGUCUCGUGCACGAGCGUUGCAAAAUAAAUGUACACAUGUUAUUCAAUCAUUGCACCCACACUGUUCGCACGCGUCAACGAGCAUUUGCGUGGCCAGGCGCUAAAAUAUAACUUGGUUCUAUUUGUGACGCUGAACUCGUUGCAAGUCCUGCCUCUCCCAUCUCCUCAUUGGUUUUUAGGAGCAUCUACCCACGUGGGUGAUUGGAAGAUGAACUGAGGUCUAGGCUCCAGUCCAGUUGGUUGUGGUAAUGCACCAUAAAGUUGGUUGCCAACCGCCAUAUAAAGUCCAAAGAAGAAGAAGAAGCCUGAAGGAGGAGAGAUUACUAGAAAACAAACUUUUACCUUUUUAUUUUUGGAUCAACUUUUCAGAGUAGAGGACCUUGUGCAUUUCAGAUAAAAUAACAACCCAAUGUUUAUAUCCCAGGACAAAUUAGCUAGCUAGCUAAAUUGCCAUGAAUGUUUAAUGCUUUUCGACCUGUCCCCAAAUUAAUAUAAUUGGUUCAGAGUUUAUUUUGAUAUAUCAACCUGCGUGUGCUGAUCGCGCCUGGUGUGGGGGGGACAAAAUCAACUUGUCUGGGUAGCAUGUAAGGCAGUGCAAGCUGCGUUACUACAGAUCCUGGUUCGAUACCGGGCUGUGUCGCAGCCGGCCGCGACCGGGAGACCCAUGAGGCGACGCACAAUUGGCCCUGCGUCGUCCAGGUUAGGGGAGGGUUUGGCUGGCUGGGAUGUCCUUGUCCCAUCGCGCUGUCGCGACUCCUGUGGCGGGCCGGGCGCAUGCCCGCUGACACGGUCGCCAGGUGUACUGCGUUUCCUCCGACACAUUGGUGCGGCUGGCUUCAGGGUUAAGCAUGCAUUGUGUCAAGAAGCAGUGCGGCUUGGCGGGGUUGUGUUUCUCGACCUUCGCCUCUCCCGAGUCCGUACGGAAGUUGCAGCAAUGGGACAAGACUGUAACUACCAACUGGAUAUGACGCAAUUAGGGAGUAAAGGUUGUAAAAAAAAAAGUAUCUCAGAGUUUUGCACACCUGGAUUGUAUAAUAUUCUUCAAUCUCUGUCAAGUUGGUUGUUAAUCAUUGCUAGACAGCCGUUUUCAAGCCUUGCUAUAGAUUUUCAAGCCGAUUUAAGUCAAAAGUGUAACUAGGCCACUCAGGAACAUUCAAUGUCAUCGUGGUAAACAACUCCACUGUAUUUGGCCUUGUGUUUUAGGUUAUUGUCUUGCUGAAAGGUGAAUUUGUUUCCCAGUGUCUGUUGGAAAGCCAACUGAACCAGGAUUCUCUAGGAUUUUGCCUUUGCUUAGCUCUAUUCCGUUUAUUUUUAUCCUAAAAAACUCCCUAUUCCUUGCCGAUGACAAGCAUACCCAUAACAUAAUGCAGCCACCACCAUGCUUGAAAAUAUGAAGAGUGGUAGUCAGUGAUGUGUUUGUUGUGUUGGAUUUGUCCCAAACGUAAUGCUUUGUAUUCACCCCAAUGGUGGAACAAGCUCCCUCACGACGCCAGGACAGCGGAGUCACUCACCACCUUCCGGAGACACUUGAAACCCCACCUCUUUAAGGAAUACCUGGGAUAGGACAAAGUAAUCCUUCUACCUCCCCCUUACACCCCCCCCCCCCCCCCCCCCCCCCCAAAAAAAAAAAAAAAAACAUUGUAAAGUGGUUAUCCCACUGGCUAUAAGGUUAAUGCACCAAUUUGUAAGUCGCUCUGGAUAAGAGUGUCUGCUAAAUGACGUAAACGUAUUCAGGACAUAAAGUUAAUUUCUUUGCCACAUUUUUUUGUUUUACUUUAGUGGCUUAUUGCAAACAGGAUGCAUGUUUUUGAAUAUUUGUAUCAUGUACAGGCUUCCUUCUUUUCACUCUGUAGUUACUCCACAAUACUAACCCUAAAUGGCAAUGUUGUUGAUCCAUCAUCAGUUUUCUCCUAUUACGGCCAUUAAACUCUGUAACUGUUUUAAACUCACCAUUGCCCUCAUGGUGAAAUCCCUGAGCGGUUUCCUUCCAAAGUGUAAUUAAUAACUUCACCAUGCUCAAAGGGAUAUUCAAUGUCUACCAACAAAUAGGUGCCCUCCUUUGCAAGGCAUUGUAAAACCUUCCUGGUCUUUGUGGUUGAAUCUGUGUUUGAAAUUCACUGCUCGACUGAGGGACCUACCAAUAAUUGUAUGUGUGGGGUACAGAGAUGGGGUAGUCAUUCAUGUUAAACACUAUUAUUGCACACAGAGUGAGUCCAUGCAACUUAUUAUGUGACUUGUUAAGCACAUUUUUACUCAUUAACUUAUUUAGGCUUGCCAUAACAAAGGGGUUGAAUAGUUAUUGACUCAAGACAAAAAGGUCCUCUGUAGCUCAAUUGGUAGAGCAUGGCGCUUGUAACGCCAGGGUAGUGGGUUCGAUCCCCGGGACCACCCAUACGUAAAAAUGUAUGCACGCAUGACUGUAAGUAGCUUUGGAUAAAAGCAUCUGCUAAAUGGCAUAUUAUUUAUUAUUAUUAUUUCAGCUUUUCAUUUUUUAUUACUUUUUAAACAUUUCUAAAAACAAGUUUCAUAUUUGACAUUAUGGGGUAUUGUGUGUAGGGCAGUGACACAACAUCUCAAUUAAAUCCAUGUUUUUAUUCAGGCUUUAACACAAUAAAAUGUGGAAAAAGUCAAGGGGUGUGAAUAUUUUCUGAAGGCACUGUAUAUAUAUAUAUAUUUGCUACUGCAAAUACAGUGUCUUAUAAGCCCAUGUGGGCUGGUCAUCUUGAGGAUGCAAGACACUGUAAUAAUUAAAUCAGUCAAAUCAAUCACACACACUUUAAAUCAGAGAUGUAUUUGCUGUGAGAAGUAACCACAGAGGGACAAGCAGCUGCAGAAUAUUGAUAUGGUUUAUGAUCUAUUUUUCCCCCAGCUUUUUCAAUUCUUAAUCUCUCUCUCCCCCAUCUCUCUUUCUCUCUCCCUCCCCUCUCAUCCCCAGCCCUAUGAGGGUUUGAAGCUGCAGGACUUGAGGAGACUGAAGGACAUGUUGAUAGUGGAGACAGCUGACAUGCUACAGGCUCCUCUCUUCACCGCCGAGGCCCUGCUCAGAGCACAUGGUGUGUGUGCGCUUUUCAUGUGUGUGUGUGUUUCAUGUGUGUUUGUGUGUGUGUAACCUGUCUCUGUGUAUCUAAUUGGGAAGUGUAGGAGCUGUUGAAAGUGUGUGUCUCGCUCUAACCCCUCUAUCUCUGUGUGUAACAGACUGGGACAGGGAGAAGCUGUUGGAAGCCUGGAUGAGUGAUUCUGAAGGGUGCUGCCAGCGGUCUGGGGUCUUGCUGCCCACCCCCCCGCCCAGCGGGUGCAACGCCUGGGACACCCUGCCUUCCCCCCGCACCCUCGCUCCCCCCUCACCCUCACCCUCACCCUCACCUCUCCUACUGACAGCUGCCUCACCCCAGGGGAGGAGGGAGGGGCAACGGUGAGUCACAUGAUACUCUGGUCCAGGACAGGUUGCACAUUUUUGUUCUACCCCAGCACAAGCGCACCUGAUUCUACUAACCAACCAGUCAUCAAGCCCUAGCUGCCUGUGUGCGUGUGUAACAGAGUUAAGAACGUACCGAAAGCUCACUCCACAGCUAGCUUGAAAUGUCGCGAAUGGACCCAUCCAAUUGGUACGUUUUUGGUAGCUCCAACCAUUGGAACGUUGUCAAGGAGGGCAGUCACGUGUGUUAGCAAAGUAGAGGUCCCGAGUUCCAGCCAGUUAUGAGCCGAAUCGGUGAUGUAGUACAGUCCUGGUCAAAAGUUUUGAGAAUGACACAAAUACUAAUUUUCACAAAGUCUGCUGCCUCAGUUUUGAUGAUGGCAAUUUGCAUAUACUCCAGAAUGUCAUGAAGAGUGAUCAGAUGAAUUGCAAUUAAUUACAAAGUCCCUCUUUGCCAUGAAAAUGAACUUAAUCCCCAAAAAACAUUUCCACUGCAUUUCAGCCCUGCCACAAAAGGACCAGCUGCCAUCAUGUCAGUGAUUCUCUCGUUAACACAGGUGAGAGUGUUGACGAGGACAAGGCUGGAGAUCACUCUGUCAUGCUGAUUGAGUUAGAAUAACAGACUGGAAGCUUUAAAAGGAGGGUGGUGCUUGAAAUCAUUGUUCUUCCUCUGUUAACAUUUACAUUUUAGUGAUUUAGCAGACGCUCUUAUCCAGAGCGACUUACAGUUAGUGAGCUUUACACAAAAAGGGCUUCACAGGAAAGGAUAUUGCUGCUAGUACGAUUGCACCUAAAUCAACCAUUUAUCGGAUCAUCAAGAACUUCAAGGAGAGAGGUUCAAUUGUUGUGAAGAAGGCGUCAGGGCGCCCAAGAAAGUCCAGCAAGCGCCAGGACCGUCUCCUAAAGUUGAUUCAGCUGCGGGAUCGGGGCACCACCAGUGCAGAGCUUGCUCAGGAAUGGCAGCAGGCAGGUGCGAGAGCAUCUGCACGCACAGUGAGGCGAAUACUUUUGGAGGAUGGCCUGGUGUCAAGAAGGGCAGCAGAGAAGCCACUUCUCUCCAGGAAAAACAUCAGGGACAGACUGAUAUUCUGCAAAAGGUACAGGGGUUGGACUGCUGAGGACUGGGAUAAAGUCAUUUUCUCUGAUGAAUUCCCUUUCCGAUUGUUUGGGGCAUUCGGAAAACACCUUGUCCGGAGAAGACAAGGUGAGCGCUACCAUCAGUCCUGUGUCAUGCCAACAGUUAAGCAUCCUGAGACCAUUCAUGUGUGGGGUUGCUUCUCAGCCAAGGGAGUGGGCUCACUCACAAUUUUGCCUAAGAACACAGCCAUGAAUAAAGAAUGGUACCAACACAUCCUCCGAGAGCAAAUUCUCCCAACCAUCCAAGAACAGUUUGGUGAUGACCAAUGCCUUUUCCAGCAUGAUGGAGCACCUUGCCAUAAGGCAAAAGUGAUAACUAAGUGGCUCGGGGAACAAAACAUCGAAAACCUUAAUCCCAUUGAGAACUUGUGGUCGAUCCUCGAGAGGCGGGUGGACAAACAAAAACCCACAAAUUCUGACAAACUCCAAGCAUUGAUUAUGCAAGAAUGGGCUGCCAUCAGUCAGGAUGUGGCCCAGAAGUUAAUUGACAGCAUGCCAGGGCGAAUUGCAGAGGUCUUGAAAAAGAAGGGUCAACAUUGCAAAUAUUGACUCUUUGCGUAAACUUAAUGUAAUUGUCAAUAAAAGCCUUUGACACUUAUGGAAUGCUUGUAAUUAUACUUCAGUAUACCAUAGUAACAUCUGACAAAAAUAUCUCAUAACACUGAAGCAGCAAACUUUGUGAAGACCAAUACUUGUGUCAUUCUCAAAACUUUUGACCACGACUGUAUAUACAGUGGGGGAAAAAAAGUAUUUAGUCAGCCACCAAUUGUGCAAGUUCUCCCACUUAAAAAGAUGAGAGAGGCCUGUAAUUUUCAUCAUAGGUACACGUCAACUAUGACAGACAAAUUGAGAAAUUCCAGAAAAUCACAUUGUAGGAUAUUUAAUGAAUUUAUUUGCAAAUGAUGGUGGAAAAUAAGUAUUUGGUCACCUACAAACAAGCAAGAUUUCUGGCUCUCACAGACCUGUAACUUCUUCUUUAAGAGACUCCUCUGUCCUCCACUCGUUACCUGUAUUAAUGGCACCUGUUUGAACUUGUUAUCAGUAUAAAAGACACCUGUCCACAACCUCAAACAGUCACACUCCAAACUCCACUAUGGCCAAGACCAAAGAGCUGUCAAAGGACACCAGAAACAAAAUUGUAGACCUGCACCAGGCUGGGAAGACUGAAUCUGCAAUAGGUAAGCAGCUUGGUUUGAAGAAAUCAACUGUGGGAGCAGUUAUUAGGAAAUGGAAGACAUACAAGGCCACUGACAAUCUCCCUCGAUCUGGGGCUCCAUGCAAGAUCUCACCCCGUGGGGUCAAAAUGAUCACAAGAAUGGUGAGCAAAAAUCCCAGAACCACACGGGGGGACCUGGUGAAUGACCUGCAGAGAGCUGGGACCAAAGUAACAAAGCCUACCAUCAGUAACACACUACUCCGCCAGGGACUCAAAUCCUGCAGUGCCAGACGUGUCCCCCUGCUUAAGCCAGUACAUGUCCAGGCCCGUCUGAAGUUUGCUAGAGUGCAUUUGGAUGAUCCAGAAGAGGAUUGGGAGAAUGUCAUAUGGUCAAAUGAAACCAAAAUAGAACUUUUUGGUAAAAACUCAACUCGUCGUGUUUGGAGGACAAAGAAUGCUGAGUUGCAUCCAAAGAACACUAUACCUACUGUGAAGCAUGGGGUUGGAAACAUCAUGCUUUGGGGCUGUUUUUCUGCAAAGGGACCAGGACGACUUAUCUGUGUAAAGGAAAGAAUGAAUGGGGCCAUGUAUCGUGAGAUUUUGAGUGAAAACCUCCUUCCAUCAGCAAGGGCAUUGAAGAUGAAACGUGGCUGGGUCUUUCAGCAUGACAAUGAUCCCAAACACACCGCCCGGGCAACGAAGGAGUGGCUUCGUAAGAAGCAUUUCAAGGUCCUGGAGUGGCCUAGCCAGUCUCCAGAUCUCAACCCCCAUAGAAAAUCUUUGGAGGGAGUUGAAAGUCCGUGUUGCCCAGCGACAGCCCCAAAACAUCACUGCUCUAGAGGAGAUCUGCAUGGAGGAAUGGGCCAAAAUACCAGCAACAGUGUGUGAAAACCUUGUGAAGACUUACAGAAAACGUUUGACCUGUGUCAUUGCCAACAAAGGGUAUAUAAAAGUUUUGUUAUUGACCAAAUACUUAUUUUCCACCAUAAUUUGCAAAUAAAUUCAUUACAAAUCCUACAAUGUGAUUUUCUGGAUUUUCUUUUCUCAUUUUGUCUGUCAUAGUUGACGUGUACCUAUGAUGAAAAUUACAGGCCUCUCUCAUCUUUUUAAGUGGGAGAACUUGCACAAUUGGUGGCUGACUAAAUACUUUUUUUCCCCACUGUACAUAGCCGAGUCUCUGAGACAGGGAUACAUACGGCCCUCCACUUCCCCUGCGUCCUCAAGUUUCUUUUUUGUGAAGAAAAAGGAUGGAGGGUUGCGCCCGUGUAUUGAUUACCGUAGUCUCAAUCAGAUCACUGUGAAAUACAGUUAUCCACUCCUUCUGAUUGCGAGUAUGACGGAAUCAUUACACGGAGCGCGUUUCUUCACAAAACUGGAUCUCAGGAGCGCAUACAACUUGGUGCGUAUUAGGGAGGGAGAUGAAUGGAAGACACUGUACCUCUGACCGUGUGGGGCUGUCUCUUCCCCUCCAGUGUGGGAUCUGCCUGUGUUCCAUCUCAGUGUUUGAAGACCCAAUAGACAUGUCCUGUGGCCAUGAGUUCUGCCGAGCCUGCUGGGAAGGGUACGUCACUUACUCUGUUUGAAUGUAAUUAAACAUGAUGGAUCCUCACAGGGAAAUUGUAUUGUCACAGGCCUACGCGACACAUUACAAUACAAACGUAUAAACUGUAUUAAAAAAUACACACAAUCUGGAAGGCAGAGGAAUGUACAGUAAAACGGCAAGAGCAAGCCAUAUCAAUGUAAUGCUUGACUGUGGAUCCAAUAAUUAUUGAAUUGAAUGUAAUUUGUUUCAGGUUUCUGAAUGUGAAGAUCCAGGAGGGUGAGGCUCAUAACAUCUUCUGUCCUGCCUGUGACUGUUACCAGCUGGUGCCUGUUCAGGUUAUAGAGAGUGUUGUCUCCAGAGAGAUGGACAAACGAUACCUGCAGUUCGACAUUAAGGCACGCACACAUGCGCGCGCACACACAUACACACACACACACACACACACACACAAUGUCGCUCUCAAAGAAUCUUAUCUCUGAUAUCUCUCCUCCCUGGGUGUGUGUGUAUCUUUCUGCAUGUGUGUGUCUCUCUAGGCGUUCGUGGAGAACAACCCGUCUAUCCGGUGGUGUCCGGCGGUGCGGUGUGAGAGAGCGGUCAGACUGACUAGACCUGGUCCAGGGGGUUAACCACCUGGGGUUCCCCCUGCUGCCCUGCCCUGCUGUCGACUGUGGCAAAGGACACCUCUUCUGCUGGUACACACACGCGCACACACAUGCAGGCAGACAGACAUGCAUCCACACACAUCAGUCAAGUAAUCAGUCUCUCGAUCCCUUUCUCUCAUUGAUAAUUCUCCCUCGUGCCUUUCAUGGGGAAAAGUCUCAAACGUUGAGAAUGAUACAGUGCAUUCAGAAAGUAUUCAGACCUGUUUACUUUUUCCACAUUUUGUUACGUUACAGCCUUAUUCUAAAAUGUAUUAUAUUAAUGUUUUUCCUCAUCAAUCUACACACAAUACCCCAUAAUGACAAAGCAAAAACAGGUUUUUAGAAGUGUUUGAACAUUUAUUAAAAAUUAAAAACAGACAUAUGACAUUUACAUAAGUAUUCAGACCCUUUGCUAUGAGUCUCGAAAUUGAGCUCAGGUGCAUUCUGUUUCUGUUGAUCAUCCUUGAGAUGUUUCUACAACUUGAUUGGAGUCCACCUGUGGUAAAUUCAAUUGGACAUGAUUUGGAAAGGCACACACCUGUCUAUAAAUAAUUGUCCCACAGUUGACAGUGCAUGUCAGAGCAAAAACCAAGCCAUGAGGUCGAAGGAAUUGUCCGUAGAGCUCAGAGACAGGAUUGUGUUGAGGCACAGAUCUGGGGAAGGGUACCAAAACAUUUCUGCAGCAUUGAAGGUCCCCAAGAACAAAAUGGCCUCCAUCAUUCUUAAAUGGAAGAAGUUUGAUUCUUCAGAAACAAGAUUCUCUGGUCUGAUGAAGCCAAGAUUGAACUCUUUGGUCUGAGUGCCAAGCAACACGUCUGGAGGAAACCUGCCACCAUCCCUACGGUGAAGCAUGGUGGUGGCAGCAUCAUGCUGUGGGGAUGUUUUUCAGCGGCAGGGUCUGGGAGACUAGUCAGGAUCAAGGGAAAGAUGAACGGAGCAAAGUACAGAGAGAUCCUUGAUGAAAACCUGCUCCAGAGCGCUCAGGACCUCAGACUGGGGCGAAGGUUCACCUUCCAACAGGACCACCACCCUAAGCGCACAGCCAAGACAACGCAGGAGUGGCUUCGGGAAUGUCCUUGAGUGACCCAGCCAGAGCCCCGACUUGAACCCAAUCAGACAUCUCUGGAGAGACCUUAAAAUAGCUGUGCAGCUUGAGAGGAUCUGCAGAGAAGAAUGGGAGAAAUUCCCCAAAUACAGGUGUACCUUAGAGGCUGCUGCCCCAUAUACAUAGACUUGAAAUCUUGAAAUCACUGGCGACUUUAAUAAUGGAACACUAGUCACUCUAAUAAUGUUUACAUAUUUUUCCUUUACUCAUCUCAUAUAUACAGUGGGGAGAACAAGUAUUUGAUACACUGCCGAUAUUGCAGGUUUUCCUACUUACAAAGCAUGUAGAGGUCUGUAAUUUUUAUCAUAGGUACACUUCAACUGUGAGAGACGGAAUCUAAAACAAAAAUCCAAAAAAUCACAUUGUAUGAUUUUUAAGUAAUUCAUUUGCAUUUUAUUGCAUGACAUAAGUAUUUGAUCACCUACCAACCAGUAAGAAUUCCGGCUCUCACAGACCUGUUAGUUUUUCUUUAAGAAGCCCUCCUGUUCUCCACUCAUUACCUGUAUUAACUGCACCUGUUUGAACUCGUUACCUGUAUAAAAGACACCUGUCCACACACUCAAUCAAACAGACUCCAACCUCUCCACAAUGGCCAAGACCAGAGAGCUGUGUAAGGACAUCAGGGAUAAAAUUGUAGACCUGCACAAGGCUGGGAUGGGCUACAGGACAAUAGGCAAGCAGCUUGGUGAGAAGGCAACAAUUGUUGGCGCAAUUAUUAGAAAAUGGAAGAAGUUCAAGAUGACGGUCAAUCACCCUCGGUCUGGGGCUUCAUGUAAGAUCUCACCUCGUGGGGCAUCAAUGAUCAUGAGGAAGGUGAGGGAUCAGCCCAGAACUACACGGCAGGACCUGGUCAAUGACCUGAAGAGAGCUGGGACCACAGUCUCAAAGAAAACCAUUAGUAACACACCGUCAUGGAUUAAAAUCCUGCAGCGCACGCAUGGUCCCCCUGCUCAACAUUUUACAUUUUAGUCAUUUAGCAGACGCUCUUAUCCAGAGCGACUUACAGUUAGUGAGUGCAUACAUUAUUUAUUUUUAUUUCAUACUGGCCCCCCGUGGGAAUCGAACCCACAACCCUGGCGUUGCAAACGCCAUGCUCUACCAACUGAGCUACAUCCCUGCCGGCCAUUUCCUCCCCUACCCUGGACGACGCUGGGCCAAUUGUGCGCCGCCCCAUGGUCACGGCCGGCUACGACAGAGCCUGGAUUCGAACUAGGAUCUCUAGUGGCACAGCCUUAGACCACUGCGCCACUCAGCGCAUGUCCAGGCCCGUCUGAAGUUUGCCAAUGACCAUUUGGAUGAUCCAGAGGAGGAAUGGGAGAAGGUCAUGUGGUCUAAACUCCACUCGCCGUGUUUGGAGGAAGAAGAAGGAUGAGUACAACCCCAAGAACACCAUCCCAACCGUGAAGCAUGGAGGUGGAAACAUCAUUCUUUGGGGAUGCUUUUCUGCAAAGGGGACAGGACGACUGCACCGUAUUGAGGGGAGGAUGGAUGGGGCCAUGUAUCGCGAGAUCUUGGCCAACAACCUCCUUCCCUCAGUAAGAGCAUUGAAGAUGGGUCGUGGCUGGGUCUUACAGCAUGACAACGACCCGAAACACACAGCCAGGGCAACUAAGGAGUGGCUCUGUAAGAAGCAUCUCAAGGUCCUGGAGUGGCCUAGCCAGUCUCCAGACCUGAACCCAAUAGAAAAUCCUUCCUCUCUCUCUCUUCCUCCAUAUGUCUCUCUCCUCUCUCUCUCUCUCUCUCUCUCUCUCUCUCACACCCUCUCUCUCUCUCUCUUCCUCCAUCUGUCUCUCUCCUCUCUCUCUCUCCCCCCUCUUCUUCUCUCUCUCUUCCUCUCUCUGCCUCUCUCUCCAGGGAGUGUCUAGGUGAGGCCCAUGAGCCAUGUGACUGUCAGACAUGGAGGAUGUGGCUGCAGAAAGUCUCGGAGAUGAAGCCAGAAGAGUGUGAGCACACAUACACACACAGAUGUACAGUAUGUUAUGAUAAACGCAUGAUUGUAUAUGCUGAUCCUGGUAUGUGUGUGUGUGCAUGUGCGCAUGUGUUUGUAUGUGUGUGUGUAUCCAGUGGCAGGUGUAUCGGAGUCGUAUGAGGAUGCAGCUAACUGUCUGUGGUUGUUGACCAACUCUAAACCCUGUGCCAACUGCAAGUCUCCCAUACAGAAGAAUGAGGGCUGCAACCACAUGCAGUGUGCCAAGGUACAUAUACACACCUCACACACACACACACACCAGCUUUGCUACGUUUUAAUGGCAUUCAAAUACAUUUUUAUUUGUCACAUACACAUGUUUAGCAGAUGUUAUUGCGGGUGUAGCGAAAUGCUUGUGCUUCUAGCUCCGACAGUGCAGUAAUAUCUAACAAGUAAUAUCUAACAAUUUCACAACAUAUACCCAAUACACACAAAUCUAAGUAAGGAAUGGAAUUUAAGAAUAAAUGGACAAGCAAUGACAGAGCGGCAUGGACUAAGAUACAGAAGAAUAUUAUAGAAUAGAAUGCAGUAUAUACUUAUGAGAUGAGUAGUGCAAGAUAUAUAAACAUUAUUGAAGUGACUAGUGUUCCAUUUCUUAAAGUGGCCAGUGAUUUCAAUAGGCAGCAGCAGCCUCUAAUGUGCUAGUGAUGGCUAUUUAACAGUCUGAUGGCCUUGAGAUAGAAGCUGUUUUACGUUCUCUCUGUCCCAGCUUUGAUGAACCUGUACUGACCUCGCCCUCUGGAUAAUAGCAGGGUGAACAGUCAGUGGCUUGGGUGGUUGAUGUCCUUGAUGAUCUUUUUGGCCUUCCUGUGACAUUGGGUGCUGUAGGUGUCCUGGAAGGCGGGUAGUUUGCCCCCGGUAAUGCGUUCGGCAGACCGCACCACCCUCUGGAGAGCCCUGUGGUUGCGGGCGGUGCAGUUGCCUACCAGGUGGUGAUACAGCCCGACAGGAUGCUCUCAAUUGUGCAUCUGUAAAAGUUUGUGAGGGUUUUAGGUGCCAAGCCAAAUUUCUUCAGCCUCCUGAGGUUGAAGAGGCUCUGUUGCGCCUUCUUCACCACACUGUCUGCGUGGGUGGACCAUUUCAGUUUGUCAGUGAUGUGUACGCCAAGGAACUUGAAGCUUUCUACUUUCUCCACUGCGGUCCCGUCGAUGUGGAUAGGGGGGUGCACCCUCUGCUGUUUCCUGAAGUCCACGAUCAUCUCCUUUGUUUUGUUGACGUUUAAUGAGAGGUUAUUUUCCUGGCACCACACUCCCAGAGCCCUCACAUCCUCCCUGUAGGCUCUCGUCAUUGAGGAAGAUUUUGAAGCAGUCCCAGCAUAGAACCUUGUGCGACACCAUAUUAAAGCAAUAAGACAGGGUUAUUAACCAUGUAUGGAAAACAACUCUUUCUCUGUCUGCAGUGUAAAUAUGACUUCUGCUGGAUCUGUCUGGAAGAGUGGAAGAAACACAGCUCUUCAACCGGAGGAUACUACCGCUGUACACGCUAUGAAGUUAUCACACAGCUAGAGGAGCAGUCCAAAGAGAUGACUGGAGAGGUACACACACUCACACAUAACCACACACACACACACAACCACACACUCACACAUAACCACACACACACACUUGUUUUUCUAUCCUUGUUGGGACCUAAAAUAGAUUUCCAGUAAAAAUCAGAUUUUCCCUAACGCCUAACCCUAAUUCUAACCCUAAACCUAACCCUAAGCUUAAAAUAGUCUUUGUCCUCGAGGGAGACUUUUCCUUGUUUUACUAUCCUUGUGGGGACAUUUGCAGAUUUCAGGUACCCACGAGGAUAGAAGAACAAGACCACAUGACACACACACUAGCACUGCACACACUGUGGCAUUUUACGUUAAGAAUUUGACAGGAGUGUGUGUGUGUGUGUUUUUCAGGCAGAAAAGAAGCACAAGAGUUUUCAGGGGUUGGACCGCUUCAUGCACUACUACACCCGCUAUAAGAACCAUGAACACAGCUAUAAGGUAACACACACACAGCAUGAUAUCAGACAUGCUAUCGUAUUUAUGAUAUCUACCAAUGUUGUUUUCUAAAAUGUGAUGUCUCUCCCUAUCCCUCUCGCUCUCUCUCUUUCUCUACCCCCCUCUAUUUUCUCUCUUUCUCUCUCUCUAGUUAGAACAGAGACUAUUGAAAACAGCCAAAGAGAAGAUGGAACAGCUGAGUAGAGCCUUCAUUGGAUGUGAGUCUCUGACCUACCUUACUCUACUUUCUACCUCAGAGACUGUCCCUGCCUCACACAACCCUUCUAGAGGACGGUGUGUCCUGCGAAUGGUGUUUGCAGUGUGUGUGUGUGUAUUUGUGUGUUUCUAACAGCAGUGUGUGUGUGUGUCUCUCCUCUAGAUGAGGGCUCCCCCCCAGACACCAGAUUUAUAGAGGACGGUGUGUGUGAGUUGUUGAAGACGCGUCGUGUGUUGAAGUGUUCCUACCCCUACGGAUUCUUCCUCCAGCCUCACAGCACACAGAAGGAGAUAUUUGAACUCAUGCAGGUGUGUAUGAAAUGUGUGCGUGUAUGUGUGUAGAGAGAGUGAGAUUAAUUCCUCCCCCUCCCCCUCUCUUCCCUUCUCCUCCCCCUUCUGUUCCCCAGACUGAUCUGGAGAUGGCGGUGGAGGACUUGGCUCAGAAGGUGAACCGUCCCUACCUGCGUACGCCGUGUCAUAAGAUAGUCAGCGCUGCCUGUCUGGUACAGCAGAAGAGAGAGGAGUUCCUGGCCUCGGUGGCUAGAGGGGUGGCCCCUAACGACUCACCUGAAGUACCUAGGAGGAGGUGAGAGAGAGAGAGAGAGAGAGAGAGAUCAGGGUUGGCUUAUACUCAAAUAUUUACAAAUCCUUUCUUUACAAAUCUCUAUAUUGAAUGUGUUUCAGUUUCCCUGCUGGAUCAUGGGACUGGGAGUACCUGGGAUUCACCUCUCCUGAGGUAACUACACAUAACGCCAUUGUCAAGCUUUUAUACUGUUUCUCUAUGACAAUUUGGGCAACAGGUCCAUAUUUGUAGCCACAUCCUCCAUCUUAGCACAAACAUCCAUGUGACUGACCUGUAUAAUGUACUACCUGUAGGAGUAUGCAGAUUUCCAGUACCGCCGGAGACACCGGCCGCGUCGUAGAGGAGACAUGCCGAGUUUACACAGUCUGAGGAGCAACAGCAGCACUCCUGAACCCAACCAGAACACUGAGAAUACAGGUACACGUGCACACACACACACACACACACAGUCAUGGAUCAGUAGGGCCUGUGUUUCUCUGACCUUUGACCUUUCGUUGUGUUGUUAUUGUUAUGUGUGACAGAGGUCCUCCAGGAGAGAGUUGAGGGGCGGAGACAACCUCUGAGGUCACUGGAUGAAGAUGACCCCAACAUUCUACUGGCCAUCCAACUGUCACUACAGGACUCACGGAGGGAGAGAGAAAUGGAGGGAGGGAUGGAGAGAGGGAUGGGAGGAGGACUGGAGAGAGGCUCUUGUGUGACUGAGGGCCCAGGGCUUGGGUCUGGACAGGGUCUGGAUAUAGGGCCAGUAAUGGGUCCAGGGGUGGGGGGCCUCAGUGAGACUCAGGACCCUUCCAGUGUGGGUGGUUCUCUGGGGGCCAGUGGCUCCUCUAACCUCCCCAGACCAGACCCUAACCUGUCGCUAAAUGCUGAGCUGUUAGAGCUAGGAGAAAGUCUGAUGAGACUGGGACAAAUAACUACUCCAUAUACCUUAGACCACACCUACGACCAAUACAACCCUUCCCCCAGAUACAGUCAGAGUCAGGACCAUGGCUACACACCUUAUACAACUGACCACAACUAUGCUGUACUGGAACCUGACCACACCACACCUUAUACACACGGCUACGGUCACACCUGUGACCUUAACCAGGACCACACUACUAUCAACAUUCCCUUCACUCCAGAACACAACCAUAAUUGUGGUCAAAACCGUGGCCAUCCUACUAUCAAUGCCUCUUACAGUUCUGUUCACUGCCAACCCAGCCCCUACAGUAAAACAUCUCCUCCUCACCCAGACCUUACAGCAUCUUCUAGCCCUAAACACACAAGCCUUUACCCCUCAGACCCAGAGCCAUAUGCUAUGUUUAGCCUUCCCCAUAACCCUGAACCAGACCAAACCAUCUCUUGCACCCAGAACACACAUCCUGAUCACAACCACCAACAUUGCUGCCACUCCAGCCACUACACCCCUAACCCAGACCCUUACACCCCUAACCCAGACCCUUACACCCCUAACCCAGACCAUUACACCCCUAACCCAGACCCUUACACCCCUAACCCAGACCCUUACACCCCUAACCCAGACCAUUACACCCCUAACCCAGACCCUUACACCCCUAACCCAGACCCUUACACCCCUAACCCAGACCAUUACACCCCUAACCCAGACCCUUACACCCCUAACCCAGACCCUUACACCCCUAACCCAGACCCUUACACCCCUAACCCAGACCCUUAUAACCCUAACCCAGACCCUUACACCCCUAACCCAGACCCUUACAACCCUAACCCUUACACCCCUAACCCAGACCACACCUCGAAUCCUGACCCAGACCGCACUGCCUCCUACACCUCAGACCCAGACCUCCUCCUCUCCCCAGUGGUCCCUCCAGGAGGUCCCUUCACCCCCAGUGACCCGGCCUGCCUGGAGCACCUGGACCCCUCAGCUGAAGCCCUGCUCCUGGACAACAUCAUGGCCUGGAUCCAACACACACACCCCCAGGACAGCCCCCAGAACAUCGCCCUUAUCCCCUCAGCUAGCUCCGAGACUGACUCACCCCCAGAGAAAUACUCACCCCCGGACACAGAGACAGACUCACCCACUGUUUCACCCCAAGAUGGUGGGGAGCCAAAGAGUGAUUCCCCUCCUGACACCCAGGCCAGUUUCAGUGGUGAGGCCCUUUCCGAGCUACGGCAGGCCCAGGAGGGAGAGGGCGAGGCCAGGUAGGGGACAGGCUGGCUCCCCCUGCCCUGUAGACAGCCUGGAGGUUAAAAGACCCAGCACUCUGGAUCUGGAGUGUUGUGAGGGUGAGGUGUGUGUGGAGUGUGUGGUCACGGGGUUUGUGUCGGACCUGUCGCAGGACGCAGUGGACACACACACACACUCACACACACACUGUGGAGAUGACAACCUCACUCCUACUGAGACAGACUCAAGCCCCACCCCCAGGGUAGUGGAGGACCAAUCACGCACGGAGUGGGAAGAGCAAGUUCACUUGAUGUGACAACAGACGGACAGAUGACAGAGAGCGGGAGGAAGAGAGGAGGAGAGUGGCAGCGAGAUAA